AUGAACGUAUACGAAAACAACUACGCUGAGAUCCUCUCCUCAAUCGGAGCUGUUAUUGAUGGCAAGUUCAGUAACUGGGAAAUGCUCCAGAAGAACAUCAAACACGCUUCCCAACACCCACCAGACACUGCUCGUGAUUGUAAGCCCUCGAAGGCGAACGUGCUGGCCGCAAUUGCCAACAUUUUGCCUCAAUGCUCUGAAGAGCGUGUCGCCUUAACUAUCCGGCUGAAUUCGGGCUCAGUUGAAUUUAUCAUCACAAGCUCGGACGACGCUUGUAAUUCAUCUGAGGUUGAGGCCUACCUCUCGCAAAUUUGGGAAAUCCUCAAGGAGAUCGCGCAGGGCAAUCGGAAGGCAAAUGCGUACUUCAGUUCACGAAAGAAAAAACUCGAACAGCUCGGAGAUGCAGAGUCGAAGGUCAUUGAUCCAGAGAACGACGAGAACGCUCUGGCAAUUGCUAAGGAAGAAUUCGCUCUACGGUGCAACCUCGGAGCGCAGGUGUACAGCCAUUGCGGAGAUCAACUGAAGCAAACGAUAGAUUGUCGAUGGGACCAAUUGCAGAAGUGUCUCUUGUUUCUCAAGCAAAAAUGCCCUGAGAUGGAAGUGAAGGAUCAAGCGAUAGCGCAGAAAUUUAUCACGAAUUUGGAAGACAAGUUGUCGGCGAUGAAGGCUAUUUUGGCUGGCAGUGUCAACCAGCAAGAUAGCACUUGUCGCCCCAGACUUUACCAACUCCUGGCUCAGGUUUCUCUCUUGCAGAAGGAAAGCGACUUCAAGUGUCUCAUCGUACCAUUGGCAAGGCAGUAUUGGACUGACAAGAAGGACUCUGACCUAGUCCUUUACUUGCACAAGGUUGGAAGAAUAAAUUCCUGCAUCAAUUGGGCCUGUGAAGCUCCACGGAAUGGCCUUUUUAGCUGUAUCUUCGAGCUCGGAUUCACGAUCAUUGUUACGCCCCCAGCAUAUCAACCCCCCACCGCUUUACCAAUGACGGGAGCGCAGUGGAAUGAUAUCCUCGUGGACUUUGCAUCCCGCCGCAAGAUCCAGUUCUUGGACAUCGAUAAAAUUAUUUCUCACCUGUUAGACGCCUAUCCUCAUAGUCAGUCGGUUGGGAACACUCAAUGUCACACCGAAGUUGAACUCCUCAAAUACCUGUAUGAACAUGGGAUAGCACAACAGGCCAUCAGCCGUGCUUCGCCUGCACCUGCUACGUUUGGGUACUGA
Molecule: messenger RNA, 1215 nt
Organism: Cyclocybe aegerita
Lineage: Eukaryota; Fungi; Basidiomycota; Agaricomycetes; Agaricales; Hemipholiotaceae
Source: the annotation of a GenBank genome assembly